Messenger RNA from Poecilia reticulata (guppy), 3019 nucleotides. The record is from RefSeq and is a predicted model, not a curated record. Lineage: Eukaryota; Metazoa; Chordata; Actinopteri; Cyprinodontiformes; Poeciliidae.
GGAGAGAGGGAGGCUGCUUGUGACUGAGAAUGUGAGAGAGGACAACAGAGGAGGACGGAUCGGUGGCAGAAAGCAGGAGGCGCUGCUUGCAGUCAGGAGGAUGCUCCUCUGACAUGCGGACUUUCUCUGACGCCACCGGCUCUACCUGACCGCCGACCAGCCCGCUCACACACCACGGAGCUCGUGGUUUUAUUUUUUCCUUCCCCACAGUCUCCCCGCCGCCGCCGCCGCCGCUCUCUCUUCCCCCGGACCGGCUUCUGUCGCCAUGCCGCCGGCUGCCCGCUCGGUCCGUCUCCGCGGCACCUUGCCUGCAGUGCUGUGGGUCUGGCUGCUGUGGAGCAGCGUCUCAGCAGGAGAUAAAGAAGUCCCCACAGUCCCUCUCUCAAUUCAGUCUCCAGUGUUGACAACAGCCGGCAUAAGGGAAGACGGAUCUAAAGGUAAAACUUCCAGCCUCGCAGCAGGAGGUUUCCUGCACUCUGUGCUGGCCCAAAGAGGACGCCUCUUCUCCAAGAAAGGGGAGGUCGUCCCCUCUGCGCUGCCCCAGAAUCUGCUUCCUCUCCUGGGCAGAGGACUCAGUGUCAACUCCGUCCAUGGAAGCAACUCCCAGGAGCAUCAAAGCGAGGGAUUACCGACAAGGGCAAAGUCCCCAGCAUCAGCUGCAGCGUCUGGCCAGGGCAGCCGUCCAAGCCAACUGCCGUCCACAGACACACACUCUCAGCUGCCUCACACAAGGACACACACACCUGAGCCAGAGGCGGAAAUAACCACUGUACCAGACGUGGACACUGAAACGCCUUUAUCAACUGCAUCCAGCUGCAUGGUGAAUUUCUCCGACCCAGAGGGAUACAUAGACUCCUCUGACAACCCGCCUCUGCCCGACGGCCUUUUCCUGCACUGCACCUACACCGUGACCGUUUACACCGGCUACGGCGUGGAACUGCAGGUGAAGAACGUGAACCUGUCGGACAGCGAACAGCUGUCCAUCAGGGGCGUGGACGAUCAAGGCGCCACCCUGGUUCUGGCCAACCACACGCUGCUGGUGGAAGGUCAGGUGAUCCGCAGUCCCACCAACUCUCUGUCCAUCUACUACCGCUCGGCCUCAGAGGGCAGCAUGGGCCUCUUCCAGCUGCACUACCAGAUCUUCAGGCUGAGUUGCUCACUUCCGAAGAGACCUCACUUCGGGGAAGUGUCGGUGCUGAACCUGCUCCCUGGAGGCGUAGCCAACUUUCACUGCCACAUGGGUUAUCACCUGCAGGGGGAGCCGCAGCUCACCUGCAUCAACGCCUCGCUGCCGGUCUGGAGCGGCAAGGAGCCGACCUGCAGGGCUCUUUGUGGAGGGACAGUGAAGAAUGCAACGGUGGGGCGGGUGCUGUCGCCGUCCCCCCACCACGGACCAAACGCCACUUUGGACCGUUCCUGCUCCUGGUCCCUGGAGGCACCGAAAGACCAAAGACUACAUCUGCACCUGGAGAGGCUGGCCCUGGGGCCGACCGACAGGCUGGUGUUGUGGAGCGGCCUGGACGCUGGCUCUGUGGUGCUGUUCGAUUCAGGGCGGGGGGGGCAGAUACCCUUUGAGGGGGUGAUCAGCGAAGGUCCGGCUGUGAGGGUCCAGUUCAUCACCGAUCAGCCCAACCAUGCGACCGGGUUUAACAUCCGCUACGAAGCUUUUGAGCGUGGCCACUGCUACGAGCCGUACCUCCAGAAUGGAAACUUCACCACAUCGGACCCCUUGUACGGCGUGGGAACGGUGGUUCAGUUCACUUGUGACCCCGGUCACUCUUUAGAGCAGGGCCCUCCGGUGAUCGAGUGCAUAAGCGCCAGGGACCCGUACUGGAACGACACGGAGCCGCUCUGCAAAGCCCAGUGCGGCGGGGACCUGACGGGUCCAGGCGGAGUCAUCCUGUCCCCAAACUGGCCGGAGUGGUAUGGAGAAGGAGAGGACUGCAGCUGGAGGAUACACGUCGGCGAAGACAAACGAGUGCUGCUUGAUGUUCAGCUGCUAAACAUCAGCGACAGCGACAUGCUGACCUUCAUGGAUGGCGACGAGGUCACGACCCGGAUCCUGGGGCGCUACGUCGGAGGCAGCAGCCCCUUCAAGCUCUCGUCCAGCACGCCGGACCUGACCGUCACCUUCCACUCUGACCCUGCCGGCCUCGUCUUUGGGAAGGGGGAGGGGUUCAUCAUCAAUUACAUCGGUGAGCGUUUAGCAACCGUUAGACCUGGACCCAGAUCUGAUGAAGGAAGAACUUUUACAAUUCUUAUCCAUUGUAAACAUUUCAGUUUUAUGUGUUUACUUAGACAUGCUGAUUUGUUUUCCAUUUGGCCCAACAGGUGCAGAUAUCACACCAACCUGAGGUUGCCGCUGAUCUACCCUCACCCUUACCGACAGAUCACUGUGGAGACAGAAUUUGACAACCCGCUUUAUGAGACAGGAGGACAGGACUCUCGUGAAUAUGAAGUAUCAAUAUGAGACAUUUCUAAAGACACUUCUGAAGCAACCACCCGGCGCUGACACCUCAUCAUCCCUGACCCUUUCUACCCAGGAGGAGGCCAUGUAAAUACAAAUAAUGAUGUCCAGCCCCUCCCUGCUACAAGACACAGUCACUCAUCUCCCCCCCUCCUCCCUUUGAUGUGAUAGCUUUUGUAGACAUAAUGGGAAACUGAAGAGGAACCUGUGAAGCAAAGAGAUAUUAACACGAGUCGGUGACACAUCGGCGGGAGGCCAUAUGGACGGUAGUAAAGGAAGACGUUGGGGACAGGACGCCGUGGGAGGAAUGUGAAAUUAGAGGGUCAAAACAUGUUCAUUUUGGGAGAAACUAGAUUUCUUAUCAUUUUUGUUUCACUUGUAACACAGCUGCUGUCUGACUUUUUUUCUGUAGAAGCCAAGUUAAGGUAUUUUGUAGUUAUCUUUGUUACUGGAGGAGUUCGAUAUUUCUGCGCUAAAUGUAAAACGUUUACAUGCAGGAAAUCAACAGAAAACAAUCAUAAUUUAUUUCACAUUUAAAAUCUAGGUGAGAAA